This is a messenger RNA of Callorhinchus milii (elephant shark), 6508 nucleotides long. RefSeq names its product dual oxidase (gene duox). NCBI's taxonomy places the organism in Eukaryota, Metazoa, Chordata, Chondrichthyes, Chimaeriformes, Callorhinchidae. The coding region runs from base 96 to 4718 and encodes 1540 amino acids. The record is from RefSeq and is a predicted model, not a curated record. Gene Ontology annotation, cellular component: plasma membrane; NADPH oxidase complex. Gene Ontology annotation, molecular function: peroxidase activity; superoxide-generating NAD(P)H oxidase activity; calcium ion binding. Gene Ontology annotation, biological process: response to oxidative stress; defense response; superoxide anion generation. The transcript is spliced from 34 exons.
AGGCAAGAAAAAACGGAAUACAACAAUGUGAUUUAUCCCAAAGAGCCGAGCUGUACGCAAGAGCUCCAUCAACAAAGUGAAGGAGAUUUUCAGCAAUGGCACGGAGGGAGUUGUGGAAAGCAGUGAUUGCAGUGGGCUGGGCUUGCAUCGCCCUGCACUUCCCCUUCACCAUUGCUCAAAACAAUAUUAAUUGGGAGGUACAGCGGUAUGAUGGAUGGUACAAUAAUCUCGCAUUUCAUAAUCGUGGAUCAGCAGGUUGCCCUCUUAUGCGCUUAAUGCCGGCUAGAUAUGGUGACGGGGUUUAUCAAGCGGUGCAGGAACCAGAUGUACCAAACGCAAGAGACAUUAGCAAUAUAAUAUCAAAUGGAUCAUCUGGAUUACCAUCUCUGCGGAACACUACAGUGUUGAGUGUUUUCUUUGGAUAUCAUGUAAUGUUUGAGAUUGUGGAUGACAGGAAACCUGGGUGCCCUCCUGAGUUCUUUGAUGUUCCGAUUCCUCCUGGUGAUCCAAUAUUUGAUCCUAAUCGAAAUGGCAAUGUGAGACUUUUAUUUCAACGAAGUGCAUGGGAUAGAAACUCAGGGCGCAGUCCAAACAACCCAAGGAUACAGAUGAAUCAGGUAACCGCAUGGAUCGAUGGAAGCUCUAUUUAUGGGUCUUCCCACUCAUGGUGCGACGAAUUGCGAAGCUUCUCUGAUGGGAAGCUGGCCUCUGGUUCCAAGCCAUUACUGCCCAAGCCAAGUACAGGGAAGUUGCCCAUGUGGAACCACCCUGACCCAUCAACCGGUGACACUGGGCUGCAAGGAUUUUAUGAUUUCGGAAAUACAAGGGCGAACGAAAAUCCUUUCAUUAUGGCUGUGAACAUUAUCUGGUUCCGGUACCACAAUCACUUGGCUGCGAAGCUGAAAGAAAAGCAGCCCACCUGGUCAGAUGAAGAUUUGUUCCAGAAUGCCAGGAAGAGGGUGAUUGCAACAUUACAGAACAUUGCAUUAUACGAGUGGUUGCCCGCAUACCUGGGAACAAAUGUAUCUAAUUAUAAUGGAUACAAGAAGUUUGUGGACCCUGGCAUCUCACCAGGGUUUCAGGCUGCGGCAAUGAGGUUUGGUGCUACAAUGGUUCCACCAGGAGUCUACAUGAGGAACAAGACAUGUUCAUUCCGAAACAACAUGGGUCCCAACAAAAGUAAAACUCUAGCACUUAGGGUAUGCAACAACUACUGGAAGAGACAGAAGCCAGAACUACCAUCAGAAGCUGUUAUUGAUGAACUUAUAUUUGGUAUGGCAUCCCAGAUAGCUGAGAAAGAAGACAACAUUGUAGUGGAAGACCUUAGAGAUUACCUCUAUGGACCUUUGAAAUUUUCUCGAUCUGACUUGGUCGCUCUCACCAUCCAGCACGGACGGGAUAAUGGACUUCCAACAUUUAACGCCAUGAGACAAGCUUUUCAACUUCCUCCAGUGAAAAAUUGGAGUGAAAUUAACCCUUCACUUGCUGCUGAACACCCCGAGAUCUUUGAGUCAUUGCAACGGCAAUAUGGAAAAAACCCCGACAAACUAGAGACAUGGCCUGGAGGAUUACUAGAGACCAACGGUGCACCUGGAGAGCUCUUCACUAAGAUUACGAUCGACCAGUUUGAGCGGAUACGAGACGGAGACCGAUUCUGGUUCGAGAACCCGCAGAAUGGAUUGUUCACAACCGAGGAAAUCCAACAAAUUCGAAACACUAAAUUUUUUGAUGUUCUGGCAGUGACUUUGAAUACAACAACAGAUGAAAUUCAGCAAAACGUGUUCUUCUGGAAUACUGGAGAUCCGUGCCAGCAGCCAAAGCAGUUGACUGUAGCUGAUUUCGAACCUUGUACUAAGGCCAUAAGUCUGAAUUAUUUUGAAGGCAGUGGAGCUCCCUUUGGCAUAAUCAUUGUGAUACUCUGUUGUUUACCACUAGUAUGCCUGAUCCCUGCAUUUAUUGUAGCCCUCUACCGCAAAAGAAAGUUUAAGAAAGUACAAAGGAGGAGUAGGGCCGACUCGAUUGGAAAAAAUGUUGAAAUGGGAGAAGGAAUAAGUGUCUGUGAGUGGCAAGGCCCGACAGAGCCACUUCGCCCCGUCCAUCUACGUCUUGAUGCUAACAAAAGCAUCAAGGUUCUUGACAACAAACAACACCUGAUCCGAAUCAUCAAUCUGAACGAAGAAAUGGAGCUUGCCAAGUCCAACAACAAUGAUCAGAGAGUGCUGCUUAUCAAAGUCCCCAAAGAGUAUGAUCUGGUAAUGUUCUUUGACACCGAAGAGGAUUGUACUGAUUUCAUCGAAACUCUGCAAAACUUUCUGGAGGAGAGUGGAUUUGUUCUGAGAAUGGUGGAAAUGGCUGAGAAAACCAUCUUAAAAGAAGCGAUCACAAAAUUACAUCGAAGCCAGGUUUUGGAUACUUUCUUCCGACACGUAUUUGCACAGAUUCUGGAGAUUGACAAGUUAGAUGCCGGAGACUUUGACAUGGAAACUUCCAGGAAGGCAAAGGAGUCUUUGAACUGUGAGCUGACUCGUGCAGAGUUUGCGGAAGCAUUGAGCUUAAAGGAAGAUUCCACGUUUGUGGAACAGAUGUUCUUACUUGCAGACAAAGACGGGAAUGGUUAUCUGUCUUUCCGGGAAUUCAUGGAUAUUUUUAUCAUAUUCAUGAAAGGAUCCCCUGAAGAGAAGUCCAAGCUUAUGUUUAGGAUGUAUGAUGUGGAUGGCAAUGGAGUCCUAUCAAAAGAGGAGUUUUCAAUAUUACUAAGAUCCUUCAUCGAAAUCUCGAAUAACUGCUUGUCAAAAAUGCAGGCCGAGGAGAUCAUGGAUUCCUUGUACAGAGAAGCGGGUUUCCAGGAUAAACCAGACUUAACCUGGGAGGAUUUCCAUUAUCUGUUCCGGGAUCAUGUCAGUGCACUGAAGUUUGCUCAGCUCAAUGUGAAAGGUGUGGAUGUCCCGAACACAGAAAAAUCCAACAGGCAUCAUAGAGUAUCUUUCCUCAAAGGAAAACCAAACAAAGAGAUGCAAGACCCAGAUGUGGAACGGGAUGGGCUGGAGCUCCGAAACCGAGACCGAGGGAACAAGAAGUCCGCUAACCAGCGCCCUAGACCCUACACAGAGGCAAAGCGUGAAAAGUACAACAGAAGUAAAGUACACCAAAAGGUUCAGCAGUUCAAACGCUUCAUUGAGAACUAUCGUCGACAUAUUGUGUGUGUUUUGAUCUUUUACGGGAUUGCAGCUGGUUUGUUUGUGGAGAGAGCGUACCACUAUGCUAUCAACGCAGAGGAAUCUGGUAUCCCUCAGAAUACAUAUGUUGGAAUCAUCAUAUCCCGAGGAUCUGCAGCGUGUGUCUCAUUCAUGUACUCCUACAUCCUGCUCACAAUGUGUCGCAACCUUAUCACUUUCCUACGCGAGACCUUCCUCAACUAUUACAUCCCCUUUGAUGCUGCUGUGGAUUUCCAUCGCUUGGUUGCAAUGUCUGCAGUUGUACUAGCAAUUUUCCACAGUGCUGGCCAUGGUGUCAAUGUCUACACGUUCUGUGUCAGUUCGCUCAGCAACCUUGCCUGCAUGUUCCCCAGUGUUUUUAUCGAUGAUGGGUCUGAACUUCCCCAGAAAUUUUAUUGGUGGUUCUUUCAGACCAUUCCAGGAAUGACUGGAGUCCUCCUCCUUAUCGUGCUGGCCAUUAUCUACGUUUUUGCCUCCCGACACUUCCGCCGAAUUAGUUUCCGUGCUUUCUGGGUGACUCACCACCUCUAUGUGGUCCUCUAUAUCCUGGUACUUGUGCACGGAAGUUCAAAUUUAAUCCAGAGACAAAGUUUCUACUUGUACUUCAUCGUGCCCGCUCUGAUCUACUUGGUAGAUAAGCUCAUCAGCCUCAGCAGAAAGAAGAAAGAGGUUUCAGUGGUCAACGCUGAGCUCCAGCCUUCAGGUGUCACUUACCUCGAAUUUAAACGCCCCCAAGAUUUUGAGUACAAGUCUGGUCAGUGGGUGCGUAUCGCAUGUCUAGCAUUGGGAACAGAUGAGUAUCAUCCCUUCACCCUCACAUCUGCCCCGCACGAGGACAGCCUCAGCCUUCACAUCCGAGCAGUCGGGCCGUGGACAACGCAGUUAAGAGAAACAUACUCACCAGAGCAUCUCAGCAAGCUGGGCAUUAUUCCUAAGAUCUAUCUGGACGGACCCUUUGGUGAAGGGCAUCAGGAAUGGAACCAGUUUGAGGUGUCUGUUCUAGUUGGGGGAGGGAUAGGAGUGACACCUUUUGCAUCUAUCCUCAAAGAUCUCGUAUUCAAAUCAACAAUCAACAGCAAGAUAACCUGCAAAAAGGUAUACUUUAUCUGGGUGACUCGGACGCAGCGGCAGUUUGAGUGGAUGGCCGACAUCAUCCGCGAAGUUGAAGAGAACGACAAAAAUGACUUGGUUUCUGUUCACAUCUACAUCACCCAGUUGGCAGAGAAAUUUGACUUGAGAACUACCAUGUUGUACAUCUGUGAGCGUCACUUUCAAAAGGUAUCGAACAAAAGUCUGUUCACUGGACUUCGAUCCAUCACACACUUCGGGCGACCCCAGUUUGUCCCCUUUUUUAAUUCACUACAGGAGGUCCAUCCAGAGGUCGGUAAGAUUGGGGUUUUCAGCUGUGGACCACCAGGACUGACAAAGAAUGUGGAGAAAGCCUGUCAACAAAUCAACAAGCGAGACCAGGCUCACUUCAUCCACCACUAUGAGAACUUCUGAGCUAUUCCAGAACUAAUCAGAUGCUUUACGCCAGUUGUUACCCAGUCUAUACAGAUCCGAUUCUUUGUACAAAGUGCACUAUAUUGGUUAAAUCAUAACUAGAAGCUCUGAAACAUAAUUUUCCAUGUAACAUUUCUCUUCUAUUCUCCCACCUUCUUACUUAUUGUUCUAUUACUCCAGUAUGUUGUCUUUAUUGAUAUUAAUCCUUGCAUUUGAUGUUACAUCUUUUAAUGUUGGGAGGACGUUUCAAAGUGCUUCACAAGCUUUAUCUGUAAUGUGUGACCGUAUUUUUGUAGGCGAGUAUGGCAGCCAGCUCAAAAACAGUAAGGUCCCACAAACAGCCAUGAAGUGAAUGAUUAAUUUAUAUAUGGGGGAUUGUGUGGAACUAACGUACUCUUGUUGACAUUAAUAUAUAAAUAGAGCUUUUUGAUGGCAAGGAAGUGAAAGGGAAGUGGUGUUCAGUCAGAUAAAUAAUCUUGGGCACAAGGACACAAUAUAGUCUAUAUUAGAUGCCAAAAGAUUGUUUGUUAGAAUAGUAAUAGGAAGACUUGUGUCAUCUUGUAAAAGGGUAAGAUUUCCACAGAAAGAUGUUUGGAAAUUUGAUUUGUUUGAUUGUUUGGAGAGAGUGAGACAUUGUUGCUUGUAUUGAGCCUAAAUUAAUCAACGUGUUGAAAAGAAUGAGAUUGGAAAUCCUGAGAGUGUAUAUAAACCACUGCCAAGUUUACAUUACAGGAUGCUUCAAUGGACAAUAGUCCUAAAUUGCUAGAGGCACCGUGUCUCUGUAAUGUAAAAGGAUCAAAUUUCGUGGGACACUACAGUUCCUGAGGUGCUGGGGAAGGAGGGAUGCUGUAUUGAGGGAUAUCGGGCUAGUACUGAAUUGUAGAAUGGUGGACAUCAGGAUGGGUGAAUACCUUGACGUUCCAUAUUAUAACCUUUGGAAUUUGGAAAGUAAUUCUAUAGAACGUUCCCUCAGAAGCUUAAGUGGAUGGGAUAGAGUCCACAAUAAUAAUAAUAAUAAUCCUUGCAUUUGAUAUAGCGCUUUUCACGUCGGGAGGACGUCCCAAAGCGCUUCACAGAAUAUACUGUAAAGUGAAUUGACUGUAUAUUUGUGGGCGAACGCGGCAGCCAAUUGUGCACAGCAAUGUCCCACAAACAGUCAUAGAUUGAAAAUGACCAAUUUAUUAUUGUUUUUGGUUUUGGAGGGAUUAUUAUUAGGCUCUGUGUGGAGUAAGGAAACUUGCCCAAGGUUUCGCCCUCUGCCUGGAAUUGAACUCAGGUCUCUCAAUUGCAAAACGAGUGCUCUAAUCACUGAGCUACAGGACUCCACAAUGGGGUUGUAUGUGGAAGGAGCAGAGUUGGCUUUUUCUCAUUCGCCAUAAAAUGUUUCUACAUUGUCCUCAAUGCCCCCACACAAACUGAUGUGUUUGAGAGGUUCAUCGUGCACAGAUCUCUAAAUUCCUUUCAUAACUUACAUGAAGAAUCAUGUGAAGAUUAUGAUUUUGAGGUGAUCAGUGAACGCAAAUCAGUGUAAUUCACAUCAUAGGUGUCUGCUAAUUCUUUCCUUGUAGAUUUACAUCCUUUUUUUUCCCCCCACAAACCUUUCAAUAUCAGCGCACAGUUCUACCAAUGUCAGCCUACAAAUUAUGAAAUUGCAAAUUACAAAUUAUGGUAAAAAUUGAUAUUUGGUUUUUUUUGAGCAAACAUUUAUGUUCACAAUUGUUCUCUUUGUAAUUUUCAAACUGAUGAAAUGUGGAUGCUAAAAAAUAAAACAAGUGGAUAAUCAGCCCUCA